AUGGCUUCAGCAACUGCAACAAAGACCAAGUCGGCCUCCAAGGCCGGCACCAACCCCACCCCAAAGCAGAAGAGUCAGAUGCACCGCCGCUCAAGAACAGGUUGCUACACCUGCAGACUGAGGCGGAAGAAGUGUGAUGAGGGCUCUCCCAUGUGCACCGCUUGCAAGCACCUCGGCCUCGUGUGCGAGUAUAAGCGACCAAUGUGGUGGAGCAACAACGAUGCGCGGAGAAAGCACAAGGACGACAUCAAGAUGAUCAUCAAGCGCAAGAAGCUGUCGGAGAAGUCGUCGCAUUCGAUCCAAACAUCGGUCAACUCUCCCCCGGGCCUUUCGCAUUCGCUGCCAACUUCGGCAACAUUCUCGGACCCGCUUGACCGCACGCGAUCGGCCUCAAUCGACUCGCACUUCGCCUUCAGCUUCAAUAGCCCCCAGAGCGCACACGAGUUCACACCUUUCACAACGCCGCAGAUGCCUACUGACUUCAUGUUCUCUCCCUUCUCGCCUUAUGAGAUUGAUGUCAAGACUGAGAGGCAGAUGUUUGUCAACGACAUUCCAACCCUGAGAGAGUCGACCACUUCGACCUUCAGCACUUUCCACACCCCUCCGCCUCCGGGAACUAUCCUUCCGUCGUUCCCUCUGGAAGGUGAAUGGACAGAACAGGUGUACUCGGAGCGGAGGGAGUCGCUGACGGAGGAGACUCUCAACGUGAACUUCUUCGACUUCUCUCACGGCCCGACAAUGAGCCAGAGGCAAGUGGCAAUCGAACUCGACGAUGGUGACCAGCGACUCCUCGAUCACUUCAUUCAAUUCGUGCUCCCGACGAUCUUCCCGAUUCUCGAAUCGAACCAGCACGGAUCAGUCAGCUCGGAUCUCAUCCUCCCAGCUCUGCAGAACAACAAGGGUUACCUGCACUGCUGCCUGAGCAUCGCUGCCCAGCACAUCAAGUCUGCCAUGGGCCUCCAGGGCGAGGAGAUUGACAGCGACAUCAUGCGCCAUCGGUAUGCGACGAUCUCAUCGCUUUGCGAUGCGCUCAACCGGGACGAGAACCACCAGCAGAUUCUCGAGGCCGCGCUUGGCUUGAUCUUCUUCCAGAGCUGCGUAGGCCGCUUUGACGACUCGCUUCCCGACAUCCCGUGGCACCAGCACUUCCAAGCAGCCAUCUCGCUUGUUCAGAAGCUGGAUCUUCCCCGAAUUGUCUCGGACCCCAAUGAGCCGCUGGCUCAGGCGCCCUUCAACAUGACUCUCACCGCAUGGAUCGACAUCCUCGGAGCGACAAUGCAAGGCCGGGCGCCGACUUUUGCGCACACCUACCGCGAGAAGCAUCUUUCGCCGACCAACCCAUCGCUUGGAUUGCGCGAGCUGAUGGGCUGCGAGGAUCGCGUCAUGUACCUGAUCUCGGAGAUUGCCUGCCUCGAGGCCCUGAAGAAGGAUGGCAUGGAUGACAUCACUCUCUGCCAGCACGUCCACGUUCUGGGAGACCAGAUCGGGCUCACGGAACUCGGCGAGGGCACGCCGAUCCUGCCAUUCAAUUCCAACGGCUCCCUCAGCCCCAAGCAACUCAGCAAGAACAUGACGGCAGCCUUCCGCCUCGCUGCGCGCAUCUACCUGUGCAGCUUGGUGCCUGGCUUCUACCCGACCCAAGCCAGCUGCGUCGGCUUGGUCGAGAAGCUCACAACAGUGCUCCAACAGAUCCCCUCGGGCCCGACUGGUUUCGACCGGUCGCUUUCCUGGGUGUAUCUGGUGGGCGGCUCGGUCAGCAUCGCUGGCUCGUCGUUCCGCGCCUUCUUCGAGGAUCGGGUCGCCCAGCUCGGCGAACUGGCCAGCCUCGGCAGCUUCGGCCGCGCAUCCAGCCUGCUACACGAGGUUUGGCUCCAGGCCGACCAGCAAGCAACGUCGCCCAUCAGCGCGACUUCGGAGGCUCCACAACAAUACAUCCACUGGCGGGAUGUCAUGCAGAUGAAGGGUUGGGACUAUUUGCUCAUCUAG
This is a messenger RNA of Lasiosphaeria miniovina, 1986 nucleotides long. RefSeq names its product fungal-specific transcription factor domain-containing protein. The record is from RefSeq and is a predicted model, not a curated record. NCBI's taxonomy places the organism in Eukaryota, Fungi, Ascomycota, Sordariomycetes, Sordariales, Lasiosphaeriaceae. The transcript has 2 exons. The coding region runs from base 1 to 1986 and encodes 661 amino acids. Gene Ontology annotation, molecular function: DNA-binding transcription factor activity, RNA polymerase II-specific; zinc ion binding. Gene Ontology annotation, biological process: regulation of DNA-templated transcription.